Messenger RNA from Belonocnema kinseyi, 558 nucleotides. RefSeq lists its product as uncharacterized. The record is from RefSeq and is a predicted model, not a curated record. The transcript has a single exon. NCBI's taxonomy places the organism in Eukaryota, Metazoa, Arthropoda, Insecta, Hymenoptera, Cynipidae. The coding region runs from base 1 to 558 and encodes 185 amino acids.
AUGAGUGAAUCGCAAGCGGAGGAGCGUGAAGAAUUCGAAAAUACAUACUUUGAUAUUCUUACUGAGGUUAGGGAUUUUAUUGAGCAAUGUAAGGUCGACUCUGCGAUACGAAUUCAAAAUAAUCAUUCAGAUAAAUCGUCCCGUAAUGAAACUCCUGUUUACGUCUCGAAUCCUUCAUCGAUCGAUUCGCUUAUUGUUAAACUUCCUACAAUUACGGUGCCAAAAUUUGAUGGCUCAUUUAAAGACUGGAUACAAUUCCGCGACACCUUUAAGUCAUUGAUUCAUGAAAAUUCGCGACUUUCGAAUAUUCAGAAAUUUCACUACCUCAACUUAGCACUAAUCGGAGACUCGGCUCGUGUCAUUCAAUCGCUCGGCGUUUUAGAAUCAAAUUAUGAAUUAGCAUGGCAGGUAUUAAUUGACCGGUAUAAAGAUUCACUUCAACUGAUUCACUAUCACACGAAAUCAUUAUUCGAUUUAAAUCCCAUUACGAAACCGUCUUACGUAUCUUUAAGACAGCUGAUCGACGACACGAGUAACCACUUGUUAGUACUGAAAUAA